UUUGGAACGGUCGCAGUUUCAGAGCCGACCGAUGGCCUCAAUUCCGCUCGACGACGCCAUCUUGCAGAAGAUCUACGCGUGGAUCGACGAGGUUCCGCUCUCGCGGCCCAAGAAGAACAUGGGCCGCGACUUUAGCGAUGGCAUCUUGGCCGCCGAAGUCAUUGCGUACUACUUUCCACGGCUCGUUCAAAUGCACAACUACAGCGCCGCCAACUCGGUGACCCAAAAACAGUACAACUGGAACACGCUCAACACCAAAGUCCUUCGAAAGCUCGGGUUCCAGCUCACCAAGCGCGAAAUGGACGACAUCGUUCAGUGCAAGCCUGGUGCUGUGGAAGAGUUCCUCACCAGACUCCAGAUCAAGAUCGCCAACUAUCGGCUCAAGCGCAGUAGCCAGUAUGACCCCGACACGGACGGCCCCCCGGAGGCACCAAGCCCCCUCGAUCGGAAGCGCUCCGAGGUCCGCGACGUCGAGAGCAAGGACCACUACCACGACGAAGCACUGGCCGCCGACAAACUCGCCUCACCUGUCUCGAUGGACGAGUACCCGUCGAGCAUUGCGGGUCUGGCAAGAGCGUUCAAGCCAGAGGGCGAGCUUCAAGCGCAGCUGCAAGAAAAGAACAGCGUCAUAGAAGAGCAAAAGGAGACGAUCCAGAUUCUGGAGCAGAAGAUCCAGAAACUGGAGCAGCUCGUGCGGCUCAAAGAUGGAAAAAUUCAGACGCUCGUCGCCAAAUUGCGGACGCAAACCAAGUCGUAA
Messenger RNA from Saprolegnia diclina VS20, 757 nucleotides. RefSeq lists its product as hypothetical. Gene Ontology annotation, biological process: regulation of cytoskeleton organization. The record is from RefSeq and is a predicted model, not a curated record. The coding region runs from base 32 to 757 and encodes 241 amino acids. Gene Ontology annotation, cellular component: axoneme. Lineage: Eukaryota; Oomycota; Saprolegniomycetes; Saprolegniales; Saprolegniaceae. The transcript is spliced from 5 exons. Gene Ontology annotation, molecular function: microtubule binding.